UGCAAAAUGGCCGAAAUGUGACGAAAAUAAAUGCUGAAGUUUAAAAAUGACAACAAAUUCAGCCAAAACUGAAAACUUUCUAGAGAACACUGAAAAUGCAUCGAACAAGACUCAUAAGAAAGGGUUCAGCCGCAGCGAAAAAAUAAUUGGAGGCUUAUUUCUUGGUUCUUUGACCUCAUUUUCUCUGUUAGCCGGGUUCGGGGUGACCCUUUCAUCAGCAAGAAAGCAAGAUCCCGAAUCAUUUGCUAAAGGACUUAUUUCAUUCUCUGAUAAAGGGCUAGCUGAAUCUGGUGGUACAUUGGCUCUACGUGCUCUUGGAAAGGCCACAUUAUAUACCGUAGGAACCUUUGGACUCUUGACUUUUAUUGUUGCUAAAACGAUGGGUGUUAGCAGCAUUCACGAAUUUUAUGUCAAAGUGGACGCUUUUGUGCCAAAAUUUAAGAAGAAAGAGCCAACUGGACGACAAGAAUUUGACUCUAUACGGGAAUUAUUUGAAUAUAUUAUUGAUGAGGAUGAGAAGGCCAAGAAUGACAAGAAUAAAUGAACUUAAUUUUCGGAUAACUAGAAAACUAGAUAAUAGUUACGUCUGUGCCAUACCAUAUAUAAAAAGGCUAGAAAAUAAAUAGUUUGCCACUAGUUAAUCGUGUGCUAUAACUAUCAUAACUUUGUGGUUGAAUUCAACUGGUGCUAUUUCACUCGAAAAACCACGUGCUGUUUGUUAUGGCCAAAGUUGAGAAAUGUUUUAAUUGUGGGCUGUAGUAUAAAUGGGUUACCUCUCUUUAACUAUCAAGAGAGACUAGAAAUCGCAUCAGGUAGACCUUAAAAACUGUUCAUCUUGAAAACCUAAGUUGUUUUAUCAAGCGUAUGGGGGAGGUAUUUGCAAGCCAACGGACAGCUUAGUCUUGUCAUAUUCCUUAUUUACUGUGUUACACUUAUUAGACAAUAUCUGGAUUAAAAUGUAUACAUAUAG
Lottia gigantea (owl limpet) is the source of this 970-nucleotide messenger RNA. RefSeq lists its product as hypothetical. The record is from RefSeq and is a predicted model, not a curated record. The coding region runs from base 47 to 544 and encodes 165 amino acids. NCBI's taxonomy places the organism in Eukaryota, Metazoa, Mollusca, Gastropoda, Lottiidae. The transcript has a single exon.